Misgurnus anguillicaudatus (oriental weatherfish) is the source of this 3531-nucleotide messenger RNA. RefSeq names its product protein phosphatase, EF-hand calcium binding domain 1 (gene ppef1). Gene Ontology annotation, molecular function: calcium ion binding; phosphoprotein phosphatase activity; manganese ion binding. The record is from RefSeq and is a predicted model, not a curated record. Gene Ontology annotation, biological process: detection of stimulus involved in sensory perception. NCBI's taxonomy places the organism in Eukaryota, Metazoa, Chordata, Actinopteri, Cypriniformes, Cobitidae.
GUCACAACAUGAGCAUACGCCAGCUUGUUAGUCAUUAAAGAAUUGAUUACACAUACUUUAAAAUGCGAGGUUUUUAUAGCAUUAUUUGUAGACUACUCCGACCAUCAUGAAAGCUCCUGGACUUACAACCAAACGGUGCACGGCAUCAAGAAGCACGAUUUCAAAACCCAGAGGCCAUGCCACGUUCAUGUACGCGAUCCGACAACAGACUGACUCGACGGAAAUGAGACGUGUAAAUGACGGUGUAAGCAGAUAUUUUCUCCAGAGAGUGGGGUCGGAGGCGUCGCGCCUCUCUUGCUUUGGCCGCCACCGGACCGUCACGCGCCGGGAAGUUCAGCAGGCCUGGAAUCAACUGAGACGCCGGAGAACUCCAGCUGGAUUGGCUGGUGCUUGAACUUUUGUUUUAAUUGAUGACUUUACUGUUUUAAUUGGUUUAAAUAUUUAACUAUUAAAAUAAAAAUUGUUUAUAAUCUGUGUUUUAAUUUUUUUUAAGCUUGGCUUGAGCGUGCGUUACGUGUUCAUUUCAAAUAGAAAUAAGCAUCCAUGUGUCCUUUUGAUGGGAAAACGCAUUCAUCAAGUGUUUCCUUGACAACAGCGCGCAUGCGCGCGAAUCCAGCACUACAUUAGUUGUUAAUCCAGCAGUGUAUCAAAUGUUAGUAUUUUACGGCAGUUGUCUUAAAGUAAAAUAGAAGCCGAAAUACUUGCUUUCUUUUUUUAAAUGCAUUGCGAGAACUUUCCUUAAAGUGACAGCGCAGGAAUCCAAGAGACAUUUAACAAAAGCAAGUCAUACGCAGUUCUUUAUUUAUUUUUUGGACCAUAGUGUUGGAAGCUGAAAGAGUGAAAUAUCUGAGAUAAACGAAUGGCUAUUUUUAACAAUAAGCACCGCAAACAAAUUCAGUGUUUUGUUUUGGGAAGACCCUGAGCCUUUUUUCUGUCAGUAUAGGCUGGGCGUGACGAUGCCUGGUGCCCACAGCUGAUUCGCAAGCGUCAGUGAACGCGCAGGGUGCGCGUUUCAGUCACGAGCUCCAUGACACCUGUGGUGCUUCAUCGCAUCCGUUCACGUGUAUACGAAAGACUGAUUAUUUGUUAUUAUCUUCAGCAUCUCAUCCCAUAACGUCGUUAUUUGCUGUUUGCACGCGCCAUCGAUAUUUAUUGAUGAAUCACGGAAAGAGAGAUUGAUCAGUGUUAAAAGGGUCUUUUGAAUAGCUCUUAAGGAGGCAGAUUAAAGUCCAGGAUGAUCUGCAGUUUUUCUGAAUGCUAAAUGAAGAGGAAAACCAAAAUAAUUUGUCAGAUUCAAGAAGUGGCAUCAUGGGAUGUGGCACAUCCAUUGCUGUUGAGAGCCAAACACGACCCUCUGAGACGGAUCGCUCCAUCAAGCAGUCCAGCCCAGCUCUGACUAUAAAAGCUGCCAUUUUGAUCCAGCGUUGGUACAGACGGUAUGUUGCUCGUCUGGAGAUGAGAAGACGCUACACAUGGAACAUCUUUCAGUCCAUUGAGUAUGCAGGUGAACAGGACCAGCUACAGCUGUCCAGUUUCUUCACUUUCAUGUUGGACAACUUCACGCAGGUGAAUGAAAAUGGACCAGACUUGAUCUCUCACCUUUUGGACUCUGUGGUCGACCCUUUAACUGAGGAGGUCAGACAGCUGAAGUACGAGCAGAUUGUUGUGCCAGAGUCAUACAGCGGUCCUCGUAUCUCUUUCCCACUGAGUGUGACUGAUACCAAUGCCCUGCUUAGUGCCUUCAAAGAGGAGCAGACUCUUCAUGGAAAAUAUGUGCUGCAGUUGCUAUACGAAACAAAGAAGUUUUUAAAACAGAUGCCGAAUGUCAUAUACCUGUCGACGUCUUAUGCAAAAGAGAUUACUAUCUGUGGAGAUCUUCAUGGUAGACUGGAUGACUUACUGCUUAUAUUUUACAAGAACGGUCUGCCCUCUGCUGAGAACCCCUACAUAUUCAAUGGAGACUUUGUGGAUCGAGGAAAGAAAUCUAUAGAGAUUAUCAUCAUACUAUUUGCCUUCCUGCUGCUCUACCCAGAUCACAUGCAUCUGAACCGAGGGAACCAUGAGGACCAUAUCAUGAACCUCAGAUAUGGAUUCACAAGAGAAGUCAUGCAGAAGUACAAGAAACAUGGCAGGGAAAUCCUACAGCUUCUACAAGAUGUAUUCAGCUUACUUCCACUGGCAACUGUCAUUGAUAACAAAGUCCUUAUAGUUCACGGUGGCAUAUCAGAUACGACUGAUCUGGACUUCCUGAGCACUGCAGAAAGACAUAAAGUAAAAUCUGCUCUCAGGCUGCCCAAACGCAGCUUGGAUCAUCUGAACAUUCGGUCCUGCAGUCGCAGCAGCAGCAGACAGAGCGGCAGAUCCAGGUUGGGCAGUCCCUGCUCCACAGGCCGAACCAGCCGCGCAUCCCACAGGAGGAAGAAGCGUUUCACCAAACAGGAGAGCUGCUCUUCGUCAUCUUCUUCUUCUUCGUCCUCCUCUUCUUCUUCUUCAUCUAGAAACACUCCUCGACGUCUUCCUCCACCAUCCCCCAGUCUUCCUUUAGAGGUGCUCCAGGUCCCUUUCCUGGACUCCUUUGUAUCUCUAGAACCUCCUGAGCCACCCAGAGAGGAGCUGGAGUGGAAACAAAUUGUGGAUAUCCUCUGGAGUGACCCUAAAAAUCAAAAUGGCUGCAGUCCAAACACCUUCCGUGGUGGGGGCUGUUACUUUGGGCCAGACGUGACGCAAGCACUUCUGCAAAAACACGGCCUCUGUCUGCUCAUUAGAUCACAUGAGUGUAAACAAGAGGGCUAUGAGCUCUGCCAUAAUGGACAGGUUAUCACUAUUUUCUCUGCCUCUAACUACUAUGAAGAGGGCAGCAACCGUGGAGCAUAUAUCAAACUGGGGCCUGAACUCAUCCCUCGUUUCUUCCAAUAUCAAGUCAGUCGCUGCACCAGAAAACUGACUCUUCAUCAGAGAGUUCGUGCGGCGGAGGGAUCUGCUCUUAGGGCUCUGAAAGAAAAGCUCUAUGCUCACCGCUCUGAGCUGAUAGCUGCCUUUCAACAGUAUGACAUAGACAACACAGGCCGUAUCUCCAUUAGCGAGUGGGCACAGGUGGUCGAGUCUAUUUUGCGGUUGGAUCUGCCAUGGAGAACCCUGCGUCCUCGCCUGGCCCGUCUUGGGCCAGAUGGUGAUGUGGAGUAUGAGUCAUGCUUUGAGGACAUCAGUCCUGGAGAACCCAUUCCUCCGGUGACACCAAACCUGGCUGAAACUCUUUAUAGGUACAGAACUGACCUGGAGAUCAUAUUUAACAUCAUAGAUAAGGAUCAUUCAGGUCAGAUCUCCAUCGAGGAGUUUCGUCAGACCUGGAAGCUCUUCAGCUCUCAUUUGGGGGUGGCUGUGAAUGACCAGGCCAUAGAUGACAUGGCUAGAAGCAUUGACUUCAAUAAAGACGGCAGCAUUGAUUUUAAUGAGUUCCUGGAGGCUUUCAGGCUUGUGCAUAAACUGGAUGUCAAAGAGCAACAGCAGGGUUAAUACUGGAUGCGCAGCUCA